Penicillium waksmanii is the source of this 1575-nucleotide messenger RNA. RefSeq lists its product as uncharacterized. Lineage: Eukaryota; Fungi; Ascomycota; Eurotiomycetes; Eurotiales; Aspergillaceae. The transcript is spliced from 2 exons. The coding region runs from base 1 to 1575 and encodes 524 amino acids. The record is from RefSeq and is a predicted model, not a curated record.
AUGACCCGACCCAACGACCCCCCCUACCCACAUUCCACCCUUCCCCUGACGUUGUACCUGCGCUCCUUUAUCGUCUACACCGAAGAUGUCGACCCGAAUAUCGCCCAAUCACACCUCGCACUAUGCGCGCCGACCGAUGCCGUCGCCGACGUGAAGCGCAUCCCUGCUGAUCUCCCGGGACUACGAAAGGAAUACCUGAAGGCCCUGCAGGCCAAUGUCGCUGCUAGGAAGGGGCUGCAGGCUGUGUCAGAGGAUGUAGCCUCGCUGAGACGUCAACGGGCAACCAGGCACCGCCCUGCUGACCCUGUCGAUCCCCAGGAACCUGGGGCGGAGCUGCGAGAUUAUCUCCUGCUGCUGCGCGAUCGACGUCGUCAUGCCAAACUGAAGGUCUUCGAGCAUUAUCUUGCUGAGCUCCAAGCGAAUGGAUCUGCAGAUCGGGCAGAGAAUCUCGAUGCCCGGGAGAGCCCUGAUCAGGGCCUGCUACUAUCGGAGGGUCUAGAGGCCGAGGGACCCGGUCGUGGCAAUUCUCACACAGACCUCGAAGGUUUGGUUCAUAACCUUGAACGAGCGGUGGUUCGUGCCCGGGCGCAGUUGGAUCGGGAAAAGCAGCUGUUCGAGAGGGUAAAGUCGCGACAUGAGUCGAGAGAAGGUACACCUCCACGCGAACCUACGCCCGCCGUCAAACUCCAAGCCUUACGACGGACCCGUGAUGAGUUAGUACAAUGGGUCGAGGAACGUCUCAUCAGCGAAGGAGACCCCGACGAGAGUAUGGUACAAGAAUUGCCGCCGGAGGAGAUUGAAGAGACCCAACAUCUCAUCGAAGAACAAAAGGCCAAUAUUAGCGAGCAAUAUGCCGCCUACCUCAAGGCUCGACGGGAAUUACUCGAUGUCGCAUCCAAGGCCUGUCAACCUGUGAUCGUGACGACUAAGCCUGCGCCCCGGCCAAGCCAACGACCUGAGAUCCCUACUGAAGAAAUACCAGCACCCGACCCGCUAGAUGCGUUGGUCUUCGCGACGGAGAACCUCGUUCCACUAUCCAAGAGCCAGAAGACAAUGGCACUCCAAAAAACCUAUUUAACCGGGCUCCUCGCGAAAGAAAAAUCCACCACUCUCCGGGCUCUGCACCGUCUCCGAGACGAAAGUCAUCUCCUCCCCGAAUACCCUAUUCUAGCCCGACAACCACGCUUCAAACAUGCCGUUGCCGCCCUCAAUUCUCGCAACCAAGUCCAGAAUGCUCGUACUGAUACCAAACCGCCCGAUGAGUUGGUCACGCUCGCCGAAGCGUGGUCAUUCGCCUCGAACGCAGCGGGUACACAGGGGCGAGAAUAUGUACAGCAGAAGAUCGCAUUGGGGACAGAGGUCACGCAAGAUGCCCGCAAGACACUCGGCGAAGUGUACGAUCUACUUAAUCAAGAUCUAGAUGAGGUCAUGCGUGAGGGUGUGGAGCAGGACUCGGAAGCGUCAGAUAUAUGGGCCUCCGAAGCUCGCACAGGACGAGGGGCAAGUGGGUCUCGACAGGAAAAACGUGCCAAGGGGCCCUGGGGAGGGUUGAAUGGGCGAGUGGGAAUUGAAUGA